AUGUAUGGCCGAUCCUUUUAUUUUCCAUGUCGUGAUUUGUUAGUGCUUUUAGAAGCACGCUAUUUGCAUCUACGUGAGUUGACACUGCGUUGUUCAGAGCUUCAUGACUUUCAUUAUGCUGCUAUUGGAAAAUGUGAGUUAUUAGUUACACUGCAGUUGUAUUCAUGUUGGCUAAUGUCUGAAGCAGGUGCAUUGCAUGUGACACAGCCCCCAAUGCUGCGCUCUUUACAUAUCACUAGUGCAAGAAUGGUCAGAUCUGCAGCCCUUAGUAACUUUCUGGCCCAUCUGCCUAGAUUAUUAGAAGAACUUGUUUUAAGUGGCAGUGCAUUCAAUGACAGCCAUGUUAAAGCACUACAAAAUCUUCCAAUGCUACGUGUUUUAGAAUUAUGGAACUGUCAGCUAUCAGGUGCAGGUGCAUUGGUAUUGGCAAAUGUUGUACCAUCAUUGCACAUCCUUGAUCUAGACAUUACACUUACUAAUGAACAAAUUAAAGUGCUAGAUAAUCAUCCUAACCUUUUGAGUGUGAGAUGUCUUACUGAACAAUCAAACAAGCAUUACUGUAGACCCUUUAAUGUAUCAAAAUAUGGGGAGCUUCAAACACAUCAUGUUAAAAUCCAAAGGACAAAUGAGAACUACUCUCAUAAAUAUUUUAGGAACAAUGGUGAAGGUUAUUGCGCUUCUCUUUUCUAUUACUGGACUCAAAAAAUGUGCUUACAACCUUAUAUAUAUUAA
Molecule: messenger RNA, 732 nt
Organism: Diatraea saccharalis (sugarcane borer)
Lineage: Eukaryota; Metazoa; Arthropoda; Insecta; Lepidoptera; Crambidae
Source: the annotation of a GenBank genome assembly